Molecule: messenger RNA, 770 nt
Organism: Trichobilharzia regenti
Lineage: Eukaryota; Metazoa; Platyhelminthes; Trematoda; Strigeidida; Schistosomatidae
Source: the annotation of a GenBank genome assembly
UCCACCCCCGUAAAACAACCAAAUCGCUACAGAAACUUCAACGAAUAAAUAUAUUAAAAAUUCUAAAAACAUAAGCAAAUGCCUUACUUUUCGCUGGAAUCGGAGAAGUGAAAUGACGCAGGCUGGUGAAAGCCUUCGGGAAGCCAGUCAGCCGAUGUGCCUUCUUUCGAUGAAAGCAAAAGUAAGGAUGGGUAUCUGGAAUGUUCGUACAAUGUACGAAACUGGGAAGGCUGCCCAGAUAGCAGCUGAAAUGAGAAGGCACAGAAUAGAAGUGUUGGGAAUCUUCGAAAGCAGAUGGAACGGAACUGGAAGGUGCCAACUACCAACUGGAGAGACAAUAAUCUAUUCCGGUCACCUAGGGGACAGUCACGAGCAAAUCGAGGGAGUGGUUAUCAUGAUGUCACCAACAGCAGCCAAAGCUCUCAUGCAGUGGGAACCAAUCUCCUCCAGGAUAAUGACAGCCAGGUUCAACUCAAAAGGAAGGAAAGUUACAGUCAUUCAAUGCUAUGCGCCUACAAACGUCUCAGAACAAGAGAAGAAGGAGGCGUUCUACAGACAACUACAAGCAAUAAUGGACAACGUCCCAAAUGGCGAUAUCAAAAUCCUGAUGGGCGACAUGAAUGCGAAACUGGGAGGAGACAACACAGGAAGAGAACUCACGAUGGCUGAACGACAAUGGUGAACUCUUCUCAGACUUCUGCGCCUUCAAUGAUUUGGUGAUUGGUGGCAGCGUUUUCAAACACAAGGAUAUACACAAGACGACAUGGAUU